Lichtheimia ornata is the source of this 327-nucleotide messenger RNA. RefSeq lists its product as uncharacterized. NCBI's taxonomy places the organism in Eukaryota, Fungi, Mucoromycota, Mucoromycetes, Mucorales, Lichtheimiaceae. Gene Ontology annotation, cellular component: Golgi apparatus. The record is from RefSeq and is a predicted model, not a curated record. The transcript has 3 exons. Bases 1 to 327 code for a protein of 108 amino acids.
AUGGGUUCAUCACUACGCGACAACCCACUUUUUAAGACCAAAGAAUCCAUCGCCACACUUUCGGUGAUAAGCCUCGAAUGUAUCCUCAUUUGCAUUUUGGAGGGUCUGGUCGUCAAAAAUCACCUUGCACUUGUCAGCAACUGUCAAAUGGAUAGCGUUGGCCAAGGUGUCAGCGAAUCCGAUUUGAUCUAUCACUCGCUUUUCAUUGUCUCUCAAGCAUUCCAGGUACUUUUAUGUGUCGAUGCCUUGCUUCAAAAGAAUACAGCCCAACUAUGCACGCUCGUGGCGUUUGGAUUAUUGGUAGUAGGUAAUUAUCACUCUUUUUAA